Molecule: messenger RNA, 4089 nt
Organism: Physcomitrium patens
Lineage: Eukaryota; Viridiplantae; Streptophyta; Bryopsida; Funariales; Funariaceae
Source: RefSeq, a predicted model, not a curated record
AAGCAUUAAGACUGUAUCUCUGGUUGCAAUAGCCACUUCGGGUUGAUCGACCUUUCCAUGCAUGGCUUCCGGACAGUGCUCAUAUAGCAAGGUUGGGAUUCAGGAAGAUAGGGACUCGAUGUUAAAACAGCACUUAGUAAACGCUGGUUACAGGAUUGCAGAGGGUUAAAAAUAGAUAAUGUCAGACGAUUCAAGCAUUCAACCCAAGUAAAGUUACUGUCAUGGAAUGUUCUGUGAUCCAUACCACAAAAUGGUGCGACGACGCAAUCAGUUGGUGGUCGUAACUUUCCAGGAAAAAAUUAUGUGAUGCAUUUAAAUUUCGAUCACCUGAUAAUUAAGCAAGAGGUGACCAUUAAUGCCCAUGAUUAUCUGUAGUUCCAGCCCAUUUCAGCUUGUUUUUGUAGUGGGUGAUGACAAAACGAGUUUUUUUUUCUAAAAUUCUUCGUUAGAAUGGUCCACCCAAAAGUCUUGGAACGACAAUGCAACAUCCUCCAACCGUGAAGGCGAGAGUUUCUGAUAAUGCUCUGAUUCUCAUUGAAGGGGGGUAAAUCCGGGACCUAGGAUUAGGGUUCCAAUCUGCAGUCUUCUUCCAAUGCCCUCCCCGCUUGGAGCAGGUGGCGUCAUGCGGAGGCGCAGCCUCAAAGCAUUUAAAACGAUACUCGUUGCUUUCCAAUUUUGGGUACCACAUUUUUAGGAUUCCCAGAAAAAUACUACAAUCCAUGGAUUCCUUCGAAUUCAAAGCUAGUAGCUCCUCACCUAGAAGUUCUCACGGUCAAGACAGACGAUGCCGAUCAUAUGUCAUCUAAGAAAGAGGUUGAUAUAGCCACAUAACUCGCACGCACCCGCUAGGUAUAUCUUGGGCAGUUUGGUCCAUCCUAAACCUGUCAGACGAUACUGAACUUGAGGUGUAGGAGUCAAGGGAUUGACACAUCGUAGUGAAAAUCGACGCACUUAGUCUGAGGAGUUGCAUUUUUCUCGAGUACGAUGUACUGAAAUUCUUGACGGGGGGCGUGCUACGUUUUCAGACACCUAUCCAGAUUAGGAGGUUUACAAGGAACAUUAUGUGAGAGUUCUAGGGUGUUUGAAAAGGAAUGUGCUGAGGUUCGAGUCUAGCAGUGGACAGAAGCGAUGGGGACAUAUCAGCUGAGCUUGCAGGGAUCCUACUCCACGCAGGCAGAAGCUGCCCAGAAGAACUCUCAUGGCAGUACCUGCUGCUCAGGUGGUAAAGAUGGAGGAAUCUCUAAUGGAAGUUGCCGAGCAUACUCAAACGGAAUCAGCACAAGCUCGUCGUAUGGCUGUACAAGAUCAUCACACACUUCUGGGAAGAAGUCAGCGAAGUCUAAAGUGACUCAUGGGUUUGGGUUAUUCGGGACAAAACGUGUUGUGUCCCAUCAGAACUUAGAGGGGCUAGUGAAUGCCAGUCCCUCGCGGCACAGUACAGCGUGUUGUGAUGGUUUGGCGGAGAGACAGGUCCAUGAGAAGAGGCUUACCGCGCAGCGAUUGGACACGAGGAUUUCAGCACAAGAUGUAGAUUUCGUGGGGAGCAGCUUUCGAUCGGAGGAUGAGAGUCUAGCGCUUUGGGAGGAGGAUGAGCAGCCGGCGUCGACUGAGCACGGCGGGAUAAAGUUCACGACCCAGACGCCCAAGUGGCUUGAAGCCAUGUUCGACACCGUCAAGCACGCACCGUGGCGAAGCUCCCCAGGUCACCCCAAAUCCUCUUCCAAUAGCUCAAGGAUCUCGCUGGACAGGAAGACGAGCACUCGACCUUUGCACGAGUCUCCCAGAGCUUUGUACAGCAAUUCGGUGAAGAAGAAUCGUAAUGCAGAGAAUCGAGCAGUGUGCAGUCCCGCUUCGGCUUCCAAUUUAUCGCGCCAGAGUGGAGAGCUCAAUUUGGUUUCAUUGCCCACCUACAAGCACCUGGACGAUGCUGUAACGUCGGAUGGUAGCAAGUAUGGAAGCUUAUCACGGUUACAAGAACCAGAUUCCAUUUCGGAAGAAGACAUGAGGUUAACUUCCUCUGCGGAUUCGUGGAAGACCUCAUUCGGGCUGGAGCCUGUCACGGAGAAAGAUUGCACAGUCAAUCGAGUGACAUGGGAAGUUCCUCUAAGCGAGGCGCGAGAAAUUGUGGAGAUUGAGCGGGUCCAGAAUGCAAUUCCAUCGCUAUCCAUGUAUGGUUCUGCGUCAACAACAGACAGCCAGGAUUUAGCUGAGGAAAUUGCUGGCACUGUCGAUGUUUUACGAAGUGAUGCUUUCGAUGGACGGUCGGAGUACGCCAGUUGUCGAUCCUCAACAGAGCCAGAGCUCGAGCACAGUGAUAGAGUGUGCGACAAUACAAACACAACUGAAUCAAUUGGUGUCGGGGACCUAGUAAACUUCAUUGCACCAGUGAUUUCCAAACCUCAAACUUUGGAAAGAAAAGAAACUUCUUCUUCAUCGAGGUCAGGGCGUAUUGUUUUCAAAUGGGAGGCGCCCACAGGGAAGGUUAAAGCAGAAGAGGUUUUUGCAAGCACUCUUCAACUGGACGACUCGCCGUAUCUAACUCUGUUCCGUCAAUAUUCUGCCAAUUUGACGAGUGCGACUGUGGAUGGGGUUCCUGUAAUUCUAUCAAAGACCUCAAACUCCGCAAUUGACACCACCUCCACUUCGAUUUUAACAAAAUCGAAAUUUUCGCAUGAUUUUCGAGGCACUCGGCGAAUUUAUUCUAGCAGGGGAGCGGACGACUCAUCAGACGGGCUGUUUACCAAAAAGCGACCUGGGAUGUUUGGGCCAACUCGGUCCUUAAUGGCAGAGAGGGACGGCCCUAGAGACUUCCUAGAUUCAUCUUCCCCAAGAAGUGUCCUCCGCGGACCAGGCGAUGGCAGUUUGCCAUCUUCGAAUCCCUCCCUAAGAUCUGACCCUGGGACACCAUCAUUCUCACCUACGGUCACCUCUGGAUCGCAGUCGAUUUCGAGUUGCAAUGUCUCAUUUGAUCUCGGCGAAGGCGAUUGCGACGCCCUCGCUCCGGGUUACAGUCCUAACUCAACUGCUGCUCGCACCUUUGUAGAGUCACGAUGCGUGAGCUUGUCAUUCCCCAGCUCUUGCCUUGAAAAACCUGCUUGCGACGAUGCAAGUAGAAAAGAUAAUGGAACAACCACGUCAAACAUUGAGCUGCUUGGAUCCGAUGACCCCUUCAACUCGAACACAUUGCACUCCCUCCCUGGGCCGAUGCAUAGCCCAGAGCUUUGGACUGCAACGUUCUCUACGCGCUUUUGUAAUAACGACUCAGAGCUAGACAGUUUCUGCGCUGCCACCGAGAGAAAAUCCCACUGCUCGACGUCUCCACAAGAUGCUUGUCAGUCCUCCGAGGAUGAACACCCAAACUUGGAACAGAAUACAAGGUCUCGGAGAGACGAAUUCAGUGCGUUUCCCGGCAUGAAGUUUUCCCCAUUACGCUUAACUUCCUCUAACAAGUCCAACCACAGUUGUUUCAUUGCGACCACCCUUUCACCUCCUCACAACGACGAGCAUAGCAAUCGAUCGCCCACCUGUGCAGCUACUCUGGAGCUUCUGUCCCCUGCUGGAGCAUAUAAGCAGAGAAAGUACAAAGCUUCCGGCGUGAAGGAUACCAAGCUGCACUUCACCAAGCAUCAGCAUUCUUCUGAGGACGAACAGACUGUUAUGGUGUCCAUCAGCAAGGCCAUGAAGAAAAUCUUGUCGAAAUGUGCCGUGAAGCGCCCCACUCGCAAGUGGAAGUCCAAGAUGGGUUCCCUCAAGAGCGACAUACUUCCGCCUGCCAAAUCUUAAUUGACCAAGGCCAACUUAAGGACGCAACACCUGUCUGUCUAUAUCAUUACCACCUCAGCUUCUACUCUGGGACACACGAGGAGUCUGUGAAGCUCACUGCUUCCCUCCUAACACACCACAAAUGAGGAACGGCCAUGUAUGAUACCAAGUAGAGGGUAUUUCGUCUAUAAAAUGUGAUCAAUUCCAUGGUGUUAAGCAGGAUAGGUGGAGAAAUAGGUCUUCUGUCAACGUUGCAAAACAGCCAUGUAAAAUAGCGAGCCUAGUCCCUGAAAUUGGACCCUUUUCAUAUCCGCGUACUUCUCAUCA